CAGGUCAAGUCAAGCCUUGCUGUAUCUGACAUUUCAAUAAAAGCACCAAAGCAUUGCACGUCAGUAUUGCUCAUUAAGUUCCACGCAUCUUCCGCGCAGUGCUACAGAAAGCACGCCAGCAAUAAUUGACUUUUCCGUGCCGCAUGCAUCGCAGCGGUUCAAUUGGCAUGAUGAGUCCUGGAUCAUUGGAUGGCCAGAACCCAGCUUUCUUCAAGCACGCAGAAUAAAGAGGGUUGCGUGUGGGUUAUCCAAUGUCGAAGGCUGAGAAUCGGCGGAGAUCACAGCAGCGUGUGGAUCGUGUCGUUUGAGCACUCCGUAGAUCUGGGAAUCCACAUUCCUCUUCUUUUGAGGCUUCGCUCCAUCAAUCUCGAGAUGGAAAGAAAAGAAUUCACUCAUUCAGAAGAUCCGAUAUACGAAGCGUCUUCCUCAUCGACCUCUCCACAUGUAGGUGAUUAUGAAGGCGGCGAAAUCAAAAAGCCGAAAGGAAAUGACUACGAAGUGUUUUUGAGCUUUAGAGGGAAAGACACUCGUAAAGGUAUCACCGAUUAUCUCUAUACUAGCCUUGUUGAUGCAGGAAUUCGAGUGUUCAGAGAUGACAAUGAGCUCCGUGUUGGUGAGGAAAUUGGUCCAGAGCUUCUCUGCAGUAUUACACAGUCUAAGAUCUCGAUCCCGAUUAUAUCUGAGGAUUACGCUUCCAGCAAAUGGUGCCUUUGCGAGCUUGUUCAGAUGUUGAAGUGUACGAAAAGCAGAGGGCAAGUAGUGUUGCCCAUAUUUUACAAAGUGGAACCCUCACAGGUGCGACAUUUGACAGAAAAAUUUAGAGAUGCUAUCAAUGCACAUAAAGAGAAUUUGGACGAAAUGGUUGUGAAGGAAUGGGAAGAAGCGCUCAAAGAAGUCAGUUCCUUGAAAGGAUGGGAAUCGGAGAAAAUUAAGAAUGGGCAUGAAGGAGAAUUAGUUAAAAUUGUUGUCAGAGAAGUCAUAGGCGAGUUGAAAAGACCUUUUCAACUAAUUGUUCCCAAAGAGUUGGUCGGAAUUGAUAAUCGUGUAGAAGAAAUUAUGAGCUUCAUAGAUGCUAAAUUUAAUGAUACAAGGAUUAUUGGAAUUUAUGGAAUGGGCGGUAUCGGUAAGACAACUCUUGCAAGGGUCUUGUACAACAAUCUCUCCAGUCGUUUCGAACAUCAUAGCUUCGUGGCAAAUAUUCGAGAAACAUCUCUACGCAAGGGUAUUGAACGGCUACAAAAGCAGCUCAUUCGCGAUGUACUAAGAAGUCCAGAAAAUGUGUCUAAUGUCGAUGAGGGAAUCGGUAUCAUCAAAUCUCGAUUUACAAGUAAGAAAGUCCUAGUUCUUCUUGAUGAUAUGGAUGAUAAGGCUCACUUGAAUGCUUUGGCUGGAGAUAGUAGUUGGUUUAAAUCUGGAAGUAUAGUCAUCAUAACCACUAGAAACAAGAGUAUUCUUGAUGAGGCUAGGGCAGCCUACAUGUACGAACUUGAGAAGUUGCCUUUGGAUCCAUCAUUGAUUUUAUUUAAUAGACAUGCAUUUCGAAAGGAUUCUCCUCACAGUGAUUAUGAGGUUAUCUCUCGUGAUAUCGUGUCUACUACUGGGGGACUUCCCUUAGCUCUUGAAGUUAUAGGUUCUUUCUUGCGUGAAAAGAAAAAUAAAACAUGGAAAGAUACAUUAAAGAAAUUAAAGAAAGUACCUGACCAGAAAGUGCAAGAUACAUUGAUGAUAAGUUACGAAUCAUUAGAUUAUGAGACGAAACAGAUAUUUUUGGAUAUAGCAUGUUUUUGCAUUGGAUCAUCUAAACAAAGUGCAACUUAUAUGUGGGAUGCCUGCGAAUUUUUCCCGGAGAAUGGUAUUGAAGUAUUGAGCCUUAUGUCGCUAAUUAAAAUUGAUGCAAACGGCUAUCUAAUGAUGCAUGAUCAACUGAGAGAUCUUGGAAGGGAAAUUGUUUGUCUAGAACAUCCAAAGGAGCCUCAAAAGCGCAGCAGAUUAUGGAUUUAUGAGGAAGCCUCGGAUGUGCUUCACAACAACAAGGGCACUAGUAAGAUUGAGGCCCUUUGUCUUGGCUAUUAUGGCAAGAAAAGCUAUGGUUGGCAUUAUAAGAUGAAGGCCUUUCAUCUUGGCUAUAAUGGCUGGAAAAGCUACCGAGGUGAACAAUUUAACGAACUCACCAACUUGAGGUUCCUUCAAGUGUGCGGUGUGAAUUUCAUCGGAGAUUUCCAAAAUUUGCUUCCUCAAUUAAGAUGGCUUCAGUGGGAGAAUUGUCCCUCAAAUUUCGAAAUGGCCAACUUUCAUCCGAAGAAAUUAAUUGUGCUUGAUCUAUCAUAUAGUAGCAUUUCAGAGGACUGGGAAGGAUGGGGUCCACUCAAGAUGGCAACCGAGCUGAAAGUUCUCAACCUCUCGUAUUGUGAACAUUUGAGAAGAACUCCCGACUUGUCUGCUUUCAAAAGCUUGGAGAUUUUGAUUCUUAAAAACUGUUGGAGUCUGGAAGCAAUUCAUCCUUCUAUUUGGUAUAUCAAUACUCUCGUCUCCUUGAAUGUCAAGCGUUGUGAGAGACUGAAGGAGCUACCAGCAAGAGUAGGGAGAAUGGAAGAAUCGAGGGAGCUUCUCAUAAAUGACACCGCUAUAAAAGAGAAUCCUAUUUCGAGAGGUUGUUUGAUGAAGCCAAAGAUUCUAGGUGCCCUAAGUUGUGAUAAAUUUGCUAAACUUCCGGAAUCCAUGGGCUCCCUUGUGUCGUUAACUCAGCUGAACUUACGAGAGACAGAGAUUGAAGAAUUACCUGAAUCCAUUGGUUCUAUGCAGGCGCUGGAGACUCUUAAUGCCUCUUGGUGUGAAUCAUUAGCUCGCAUACCUAGCUCCAUAGGCAAUCUAGCAUCUCUAUCUCGCCUUGACCUAUUGGGAUGUCGAUCGUUGAGAGAGAUCCCUGACUCGAUUGGAAAGUUGGCAUCAUUGGAUGAGCUGCGAUUAACGUGGACAUCGAUUACAAAAUUACCUGAAAGCAUUGGGAAUCUGCAAAAUUUGAGGAUCUUGAACAUUGAUGGAACUCUCGUGACGGAAUUCCCUAGUGCCAUUGGAAUGCUGGCGAAACUCCAAGAGUUGAGUGCAACAUAUUGCAAAAAUUUGAAAGGACUGCCUAAUGGUAUAGGCGAACUGGUUUCGCUAAACAAGCUUGAUUUAAACGAAUCGGGAAUUUUAGGCUUGCCAGAAAGCAUUUCUAAGCUCUCUUCUCUCCAACAUCUCAGCGUUCAAAUUUGCAAAAACCUUCGUGGAAUACCUGAACCGCCCUCCAGCUUAACAGCUCUGCACAUCACUUUCCCAAGUCCAUCGUUACCAUUUCUUUCCAAACUAACCCUUCUCGAGGAACUCACUCUUUGUGAUUGCCGUCCACUUGAAUGUCUCCCAGAGCUUCCCGUCCGACUAUCGAAGCUUUCUCUUCCAUGUGAAACGUGUACCGCCGAUUGGUUCGACGAGGAGCGCUUAUACGAAUUGAUCCGCGACAAGUCCUUUGGGCUAAGAAAAGCCAUCAGACGCUGGGACUGGGGGUAUUUUCCGUAUGUCUCUUACACAUUGAAUAGGCAUUCCCAGAUUGUCCAGAGGUGA
Molecule: messenger RNA, 3600 nt
Organism: Syzygium oleosum
Lineage: Eukaryota; Viridiplantae; Streptophyta; Magnoliopsida; Myrtales; Myrtaceae
Product: disease resistance protein RUN1-like
Exons: 5
Coding region: 190-3600 (1136 amino acids)
Biological process (GO): defense response; signal transduction
Molecular function (GO): ATP hydrolysis activity; ADP binding
Source: RefSeq, a predicted model, not a curated record